Messenger RNA from Hipposideros armiger (great roundleaf bat), 2249 nucleotides. RefSeq names its product B cell receptor associated protein 29. Gene Ontology annotation, biological process: intracellular protein transport; endoplasmic reticulum to Golgi vesicle-mediated transport. The record is from RefSeq and is a predicted model, not a curated record. The transcript is spliced from 8 exons. Lineage: Eukaryota; Metazoa; Chordata; Mammalia; Chiroptera; Hipposideridae. Gene Ontology annotation, cellular component: endoplasmic reticulum membrane; endoplasmic reticulum. Bases 136 to 861 code for a protein of 241 amino acids.
UGGCGUUAGGUGGCCGUCGCCGCGAAGCGGGCCGACAGGCCGCCUCGCAAGCAAGUUGCGCACGGCCCGCCCGGGAGGUGGAGACGCCGGCCUCCGACCCCCCUGCCCGUUCCGGGUGUGAAGAGAAAAAAAAAAAUGACACUCCAGUGGGCAGCAGUUGCAACCUUUCUUUAUGCUGAAAUAGGACUCAUUUUAAUCUUCUGUGUACCUUUUAUUCCUCCUCAGAGAUGGCAAAAGAUUUUUUCGUUUAAGAUCUGGAGUAAAAUUGCAACUUUCUGGAACAAGGCUUUCCUUACUAUUAUAGUCCUAUUGAUUGUUCUGUUUCUAGAUACUGUGAGAGAAGUACGGAAAUAUUCCUCCAUUUCUGCUGUUGAACACAGCUCAUCCAGCAGACCUGGUGCCCAUGAACAUACGCAGAUGAAACUUUUCAGGUCACAAAGAAACCUUUACAUUUCUGGAUUCUCAUUAUUUUUGUGGCUAGUGUUGAGACGUCUGGUUACCCUUAUUACUCAGCUGGCAAAAGAACUGUCAAACAAAGGAGUACUUAAAACUCAAGCAGAAAAUACUAAUGCCGCUGCCAAAAAAUUCAUGAAAGAGAAUGAAAAACUAAGACGGCUCUUGAAAAGCUAUAACAAGGAAGAGGAAUACAUUUUGGAAGCAGAAAAUAAAAAACUGGUAGAAGACCAGGAAAACCUGAAAUCUGAAUUAAAGAAGACUUCAGAUGCCCUUUUUAAGGCACAAAAUGACGUGGUGACAAUGAAGAUACAAUCAGAGAGACUUUCAAAAGAAUACGACCGACUCCUACAAGAACACUCUGAGCUUCAGGAUCGUUCAUGGAAAGGCAACAAGAAAGACCUGUGAACUGUGUAAAAGAAGCUUGUGAUACAUACACCAUGUCAAGAUGCUAAAUUUUUUGUGUUAGCCUCUAGAAAAGUUAAAAUUCAGUUCAGAAAAAUGUACUAUGACCAACCAAUAUUUUUUAAUGCCAUUCAUAAGCUGUUAUAAUAAUGUCAUUAUUACAAUAUUUGAUGAUGUUGCACAUACAUUGUAAAGUCUGUAUUCCAGCUUUUAAGUAAAAUAUAAGCAUGUUAAACACCUUAUUUAAGUAUUGAUAAUGACACUGUAUGGUGGCUGUUCACCAGUAGAAGGAAAAAUUCAUUAGCCAAGUUCUUCCAAAAUUAGAUUUUUAAGUUGUAUGAAACCAUUAAUAGCCUUAAAAGCUUUAAUGAGUUUCCACUAAUAAUAAUCUAAUUUAAUCAGAUGAUGAUAGUGAUUAUGUAUUAUAUAUGAGUAUAGUAUCCAGUAUCAGCAAAUUUGCUCGUCGGGAGAUUAAGGAUAAAUGAUCAGAAUUUGCCACAAUAUUUAUAGGGAAGAGUCAGAAAGAGCAAAAAAAUAAAAACGAUGACGUUAGUUUUGUUAAGCCUGAUGAUACUAUGGCUUACUCUCAUAAGACAACUGUAUUGAUAAUUACAUUUUGUUACUGUGCUUCUGCACCUGUUGGGCUGUUUUUGUUGACAUUUGUGUUAACAUAUAAUUAAUAAGCAUUCUACCUUUUUAAAGUUUAUCUAGUAAUGGAGUUUACAUCUAUUUGCAUAACUGUCACAGCCCUGAACUGAAAUUAUUUUACAACAAUGGAAUUCUUGACUCAAAAAGUUAAUAUACAACAUAUCCAAAAAGCAAGUGUUUCCCAUUGCUGUGAGAGUUACUGAUUAUGCAGAUAUUACCUCAAAUAUACAUACACUGGUGUCACAGUUUCUCUGAGAUGUUACUGUAUUCUGAGAGCUAAAUAUUAAAUGCUGUUUUUCCGUUUAAAUAUUCAGUUUCCUUUAGAAGAUGAUAAUGAUUAUAACAUUAAUAUGAUUUUUGUUAUUUUAGUGUUUAGACCUGAAAAUCAUCUUCCUUGUCUCAUAAAGACCUAAAUAUAAAAGAAAAUGGAAAAUAAUUGCUAGAGUUUUUACUUUCCUGAUAUUUGUUUCAUCCUUUGUUGUUUAUUAUCAUUUUAGCACCAACUUCACUCAUAGUUCCUUUUUUUCAUUGUAAAAUGGAUGAAAUGAGCAAGUACAUAAGAAUUUUAUUUCAGCGAAAAGUCAGGAGUUACUGUUAAAAACAAGACAUGUAGGAGACAUUUACUAGGAGUAAGAAAUGGAAGUAUGACCAUAUGGGCUGACAGCGCCACAAAUAACAAAGAAAGGGAGGGAGUGCUGAACCAGGACAGAGCUGAACAAGUGAUAGCUCAAAGUAUCAACUUA